Manduca sexta (tobacco hornworm) is the source of this 4832-nucleotide messenger RNA. RefSeq lists its product as uncharacterized. The record is from RefSeq and is a predicted model, not a curated record. The transcript is spliced from 3 exons. Lineage: Eukaryota; Metazoa; Arthropoda; Insecta; Lepidoptera; Sphingidae. The coding region runs from base 1 to 3378 and encodes 1125 amino acids.
AUGCAGUCUACCGUGAUUUCCUUGGCCAUUGUAAUUCUAUUGGCUACAUCGCCAACAAAUGGAUUUACAAUACAUCGAAAUCAAGAGAAAUCUGAGACAGAGGCAGCUGAUCUAGUAGUAGCGGAAAGCACAUUGCUUGAAGUUAAAAAUGAUCUCAAUAGACCCAAUGAUAUUAAAGCAUUUGAAAUAACUAAACACGAAGGCUUAGACAAAACACAGACAACAGAAAACUUCAGAAAUAAGUAUUCAAGUGAUGAAGUAAAAUCAAAACAUAAACUAAUUGAGAAGGGAGAAAAAACAUACGCGGGUACCUUAAAAUCUAAUCCGGAGCUUACAACAGAUUACUCAAAAGAGAGAAUUCAAUUAACAACGUCAGAAUAUAAAAUCACACUGACAACAGCAACUAAUAAUGGAAAAAGCGAUGUUGCCACAACCAGGAAUUCCGAAACGACUGCAGCGAAACCGGGUACAGAAGUUACAGAAACUGACAACCCCUACACAUCCACCCAGCUAACUUCAGUGAGUACAGUAAAUAAUCCCAACAGAAACGAAACAAAAGAAUUAACAACGGCGAUAAUCAAAGAUAAUUCUGAAGGCACAACGGUUUUUAAUCAUAUUAAUCUUGGAGCAGAAGUGAAUGCGUUACAAGAUAGUACUUCGUUAGAUGAAACAGGGUUUACGUUCGAAGAUGAUAAUAAAAAUAACCAAACGUUUUUGAAUAAAGAAAAAUUCGAUUCAUCGGAGAGGGCAUUGAGUUCUCCAGAGGUGACCAGUGAAAUUAUAGAGACAGCAAGAAAAACACCUAUAGGUGAAACCGGAACAACAUUUGAUGCAGGUCUUACUACCGCACUUGCAACGGAAGAGCUCACAAAAGCAAUUCAGGAACUUAGCACUGUGUUAGAUAACACUUCAGGUAUCAUUGAUUUAAUUCCAAUAUUGAAUGCAACAAAUGCAUCGACUGAAGCAAGCACUCCAUCUGACUUCAACACAAGAGUACAAGAAAGUUCACAAACAAAAGAUCAAUCAAGUGUUACGACGACGGAACCUUCAUGGAGGAAAUAUACAAUUAUUGAUAGAAAACGUAUGACGACACCUGAAGUAACAACAUAUACAUCAAAUGAAGAGAUACCUAAAGCUGAGACAUCAUCAACUCGCAUAAGUCUUGAAGAAGCACUGGCUGUGACUCCUAUAGCAUCAUUAGAGAGACUGAGAGAAGAUCUUAUUGCUAAUAAGAAUAAAUUAGCAGCACUUCAAGAGUUGUCUACUACCGAAAGGAACUUCACUUCGGGCACGGAAUCCUCCACUGCAACUCCGCCACUGAAAAAACCGGAAGGUAAAGUAGGGAUGGUGUCUUCAAUGCGUGCAGGAUUUCUAGAUUAUUCUGGAAAAUCUUCUUCGCAAGAAAAAACAACUACGGAACAAACAAAAGAAACAUUUAGAAAGUUGUACGAUAGUGAAGCAGGAGAAAUUGAUCGAUUGACACAGAAGUAUGGAAAUGACGUGGAGUCCCAAAGUCAAUUGGCAGAAGACGCGAUGAAGGAAGAGUUGUUGAAAGAAGCAAUGUUCAAUGACAAUGUAGUAAAUGCUCAAAGAUAUCGCGACGAUCGGGCUCACACUGAGGGAGUCGAGCCGAGCCUUACAACAGAUUUAAGGACUGCUCUGGAUUCCCUAUUAAAUAUACCGGAAAAUAAAACUUCCGAAGAUGCACUAAACGUUCAGCCUAUUUCACAAGAACAAGGAAAAAACAUUGACUUAUAUGCCGUUAGCCCUAACUAUAAACCAAUGAAACGCAUAGAAGUGCAGCCAGCAAAACCAUUUGUAAGAGAUCCUGAUGACAACAGUUGGAGAAAUGAAAGCAUCAGUUCCUUAGGAAUUGUGUUUAAGCCGAAAAACUCAUCCAAAUCUUUUACUCAGGUAUUGAAAAAUAAGACUGAAAAUGUUUUAAGUAGUCUAGCGGACAGAGAUAGCAAAAAUGGUGUUCCGGAUUUGAGGGAAAGAUUAGAAAAGAUAGCCGAGGUGAGAAAGUCUAAGAAAAAGAGAAUAAACAAAUUUGGGGAGACCGUCUACAGCGACUACGAAGAAAGUAGCGCUUCUGGUGAAAGUUUCAGUACGCCUAAAACCGAAACUACCACUGCUUCCUCGUCAGAAACACUUAGUACUAAUACAACAACUCCACCCAGUUCUACAACGGAACAUAAAACCACUCAAAGUAUUGAAACCAAGGAAAUUACAAAAAAGGAAAAGGAAAUAUCUGAGACCAUUCCUACUCCUAUGGAAGAAAUAUUGAAACUGAAUGAUCCAGGUGUUGUGCCUACACGAAAGCCAAGUAAAUUUUACAACAUUGCAGAAUAUUAUGACACAACUGACGAAUACGAUGCUGACUAUUUGUCAUUGUCAAAAAUUGAUUUGAAAAAGUUUACGAUUCCGUUUAGAUCUAAAGAAACGGUCGUGACGCCUGCAGUAGAAAAUCUGCAAACGAAGCCGCACUAUCCCCCAGACAGAAAGCCCACCAUACAAUACUUCCCACCACGUGUUGUAGCAAAAGUAAAUGUGCACGAUUACGAUGAAGAUUUCAACCGUAAAGUCAACCAGUACACCUUGAAGGACGCGCCUAAAAGUCCGGUAGAUACAACAUUCCGAGCCGUGACCUCAGCUCCAAACCAUAAUGAAAAAGUAGGCUAUAAAGAAAUUAGUAACAAACCAACUAUAAUACCCCAUAUUAAUCCGAUUGACAUAAAUAAGAAGCUAUACGAACCACACGUACCCCCUCAAGUAUCUCAAGCGCCUCCACAUUUACCCGAACAACCUCAAGGCUUUGCCGUGAACAACGGGGAUUACAACAGAGGAUCGUAUGUCAUCAAACACUACGGCGAUUUCAUCAACGAGGCAGCGAAGGAUGACGACGACAGGAACUCCGACUAUGUCGUGCUCACAGAACCGCCCAUUCGAGGCAUUACCGUCGACGAGCUAGCAAAACUAACGACUGGCAAACCGGCCACAAUUGACGAUGUUUACGAUUACGAAACGCAAUUCCGUAAAGACAUACUGAAUAGGUUUGUGGAAAACUUCAACCAGAAUAGUGAACGAUUUAAAGUUGAUUUCCCUAUUUUGUAUAAUAACAGUAUAGUGCACAGAAACAUGCACGAUAAUGGGAGAGGUUUAGCGUCGUCCAGCGCUUUUAUGAAGCGCUUAUAUAACGAUGCGGCGGCGACUAAACCGAACUACCUUCUGCUAAAGAAGCCAUGCGAGCCUAACUGCGAUAAAGUCUCUGUGGAGUUGUCGCCUGCUUACGAACUUCAUUACUACGUCCCCGACCAAGAAGAGAAGGAGGAAGUGGACCCGAGAGCCGCCACAGCACACUAUCGCUAUAGAUUAUGAAACAACAUUAUUUAAGACGGGAUUAUGAUUCAAUGGUGCUUUCCGCACGAAGUAUGCCUUAGAAUAAGGAGUAGUAAGUAGUAAAUCAGUGAUUAGUUCAACUAGUAAAAUGUUGAAGAUAGUCUUCCAAUGAGUUUUAUCCACUAUUGAAUUUGGGUAAAUCUUAGGGUAUUUUAAGUGGAUCUUUUUAUUUAUUUCUGUAAAAUCUUUAUUCAUACGGAUUUGAUACGCGAAUUGAAGUGACCAUUGCCCUGUAUAAGAAACAUACUUAACGUAACAAAUUGAACUAUUAGGAAUUGUAUAAAUGUAAAUCCUUGUUACAAUUUUACAUUUUUACCUUUGCAUAAAUUAGAUGUAACGGUAGAUGAGAUACUAAUAUAUUCCCCACUAUUAUUGUUAUUCGACUCAUAUCGCAAUAUAGUAGAUAUAUUUUCCGUUAUUGUGCAUGUGCACGCCAUGGAAAAACAGACACCAGACCAAAUUAAGGCAUAAAACUAUAACGAUAUGAAUUUUAUUUGGCCGUAGCGUGCAAACUGUGUUCAAAUGCUGUUAUUACGUGUGCAGUGUUCAGGUUUUCGCUGCACGAACAUGUUACUCACUGAUUUAUGUUUUUUUUUACAUUGUAAUAGAUUUAUAGGAUUUCAAAGUUUCGCGUCUUGUACCUAUAAUUGCUUUCAUGUAUGAACAUAAAUAACAGUGUAACUUAUACUGUAACAAUAUUUGAAGUCAGUUCAAGUAUGUCAAUUAUAAUCUUUGGUAGUUAGAUAUGAUUUAAAUUUCGAGUUAAGACAUAAUUUUCCUAGUUCGGUAGACAUUCAAUUGAGGUUCGAAUAUUUUUUUGAGGUCAUAAUAGGUUUUAUUUUAAUUGACUAUUUUUAUUAUCAAUACUAUUGAAGUACCUACUUCUACAAAAAUUAUAAAUAGAUAACUGUUUUGCCAAAACUUAGGUAGGUUUUACAUAAUAUGAGAGUAUCCAUUGCAAAAGUACUUAUAAUUAUUAAUUUGCUCUAUUACCACAUUAUAUUACACAGCAUUCUUACAACAACAGAAAAGAACCUACUAAAAUGUAUCAUUGCAUGUAUAAAAAAUGUGUAUUCGUCUGAGAAUUUUAAAAAUACGUAGGUAUUGAAAUUUGCAAAAAAAACUUUCCUAACACAGUCGUCGAGAGAUCUAACAUCGCAGGAAGGUGCCGCUUCUUACGUUCCUUGAAUUUAAAUAUGCAUUUUCACUUUCCUUGAACGUAAAUCAUUGGAAACUAAGUAGUGAAGUAAUUCUGUAACAAUUACGUAUUUUAUUGUUACGUAUUACUUACAUUUAUGGCAACGUGUCUGUUUGGUUCAUACAUUUAAACGGCUUUAUUACAUCCAAAUAAAAUGUUAUUCCUAAAAACAAUAUUAAACAGGGCAGUCACGAAGAUUUUGUUAUAGAAAGUUUGUUUAUUCUAUAUUAUUUAU